AUGGCGUCAUUAUUUGAAUGGGCGUUCGGGAAGAAGCUCACUCCUCAGGAGAGGCUUCGUAAAAACCAAAGGGCACUUGAAAAGACUCAAAGGGAGUUGACCCGCGAGGUUACGAAGCUUCAACAACAAGAAAAGAAAUUGAUACUGGAAAUCAAGAAGUCGGUGAAAGCUGGACAAGUCGCUCUGGCUAAAAUCCAGGCUAAAGACCUUGUACGGACAAAAGGCUACAUUGUAAAAUUCAAUCAAAUGAAAGCCCAACUACAAGCGAUAUCGUUGCGAAUCCAGCUGGUUCGUCUGAACCAGCAGAUGGCAAUGCUGAUGCACGAUGCCACCAGAUUAUUGGCAGGUAUGAAUCGGCUGAUGAACUUGCCACAAUUGAGUCGAAUCGCUCAAGAAUUCGCGAAGGAGAACGACAUCAUGGAUCAGAAGCAAGAAUUUAUGGACGACGUUGUCGAUGACGCUAUGGCAAUCGAUGAUGACGAGUUGGGUGAAGACGAACAAGUUGACGAGAUUUUGGGCAAAGUUAUGGAUGAGAUUGGUGUCGACCUCAAUACAACUCUCAAGGACACCCCUAACGGUCUCUCUGCAGAGGCAGACUCACGCCAGGCCGUUGCUGCCCACGGAGGUCUGGAUGAAGAUGAUUUACAAGCUCGCCUUGACUCCUUAAAGAAGUAA
Molecule: messenger RNA, 675 nt
Organism: Diutina rugosa
Lineage: Eukaryota; Fungi; Ascomycota; Pichiomycetes; Serinales; Debaryomycetaceae
Gene: VPS2
Product: ESCRT-III subunit protein
Exons: 1
Coding region: 1-675 (224 amino acids)
Biological process (GO): endosome transport via multivesicular body sorting pathway; protein transport; late endosome to vacuole transport
Cellular component (GO): multivesicular body; ESCRT III complex
Source: RefSeq, a predicted model, not a curated record